Tremella mesenterica DSM 1558 is the source of this 780-nucleotide messenger RNA. RefSeq lists its product as uncharacterized. Lineage: Eukaryota; Fungi; Basidiomycota; Tremellomycetes; Tremellales; Tremellaceae. The coding region runs from base 1 to 780 and encodes 259 amino acids. The transcript is spliced from 4 exons. Gene Ontology annotation, molecular function: RNA binding. Gene Ontology annotation, cellular component: catalytic step 2 spliceosome. The record is from RefSeq and is a predicted model, not a curated record. Gene Ontology annotation, biological process: mRNA cis splicing, via spliceosome.
AUGUCACAAGCCCAUCGUCCGACUUGGAACCCAACUCAAGGAAGAGAAACGAAAUCCGGUUCUCAACAAGUCUCCAAACAUGCUCUAGCGGCAUAUACGAAAUUGAAAUUCCGUCAACCUGGUCAAACCUCCACUUCCGAUGUAGUUAGACGUGAUCUACGUGCGGAUCUGUUAGCUGCUGAGAGGUUAGCAGCUGAGAAGAAGAGGAAAGCUUCUGGAAUAGAAGAACCCGUUACCGUUUCGACGAAUUUAAGGAUAAAUGUUGAUGAAGAUGAAGAAAGAAAGAAAAGAAGAAAAGUUUUGGAACAAGCUGCUGAAUUGGAUAAAGAUGAUAGUGAUGAUGAUUCAAAAAAUGAACCAGAAGAGGAUGAUGAUAGUGAAGAGAGUGAUUCGGAUGAUGAAGAUGAAACGGCCGCUUUGAUGGCUGAAUUGGAGAGUAUAAAAAGGGAAAGAGCAGCGGAGAAAGCUAGACAGGAAGCAGAAUCAUCAGCGAAACAAACCGCUUCACGCGAAGCUGAAAUAGCUACCGGUAAUCCUCUUCUCAACCUUCAAGCAGCCCUCGGUCAAACUCCUUCCACACCAGGUUCGACAACAACAACUUUCGCAGUGAAACGUAGAUGGGAUGAUGAUGUCAUAUUCAAGAAUCAAGCUGCUGGUGUUAGUGAUAAACCGAAGAAAGGAGAGUUUGUGAAUGAUUUAUUGAGGAGUGAAUUUCAUAAAAAGUUUAUGUUAAAGUGGGUCUUUUUCCUCCUUUCUUUUUUUGCUCAAACGGAUAAGUAA